AUGGACGCUCCUCCUGGAACUACAGAAACCGACAUGAAAACAUUCCGCGACUUUCUUAUGCAAUACAACAACGUAACAGAGCAAUGUUUUGCGGCAUGUGUCAAUGACAUGACGACAAGGAAUGUCACCGAGAAAGAAGAAAAAUGCAGUAUGAACUGUCUCGACAAGUACCUCAAGAUGACGCAACGAGUUUCAUUGCGUUUCCAAGAACAUCAACUUUUGAAUGCAGAAGUCCAGGGAGCAACGAUACCUCAUACUUAG
Messenger RNA from Cylicostephanus goldi, 261 nucleotides. NCBI's taxonomy places the organism in Eukaryota, Metazoa, Nematoda, Chromadorea, Rhabditida, Strongylidae. The record is from the annotation of a GenBank genome assembly.